Messenger RNA from Paramormyrops kingsleyae, 1925 nucleotides. It is a transcript of the gene pstpip1a, whose product is annotated as proline-serine-threonine phosphatase interacting protein 1a. NCBI's taxonomy places the organism in Eukaryota, Metazoa, Chordata, Actinopteri, Osteoglossiformes, Mormyridae. Gene Ontology annotation, molecular function: actin filament binding. Gene Ontology annotation, biological process: actin filament polymerization. The record is from RefSeq and is a predicted model, not a curated record. Gene Ontology annotation, cellular component: plasma membrane; cytoplasm; actin filament.
CCUUUUUUUGAAAUCCUCGGUGCUGCGCGCUUGAAUCCUGUUAGAUCUAACUAUUUAUUUAUUAGUACUAGUUCAGAUAUUUUAAUAAUACACAUAGCCACCUCUUCCUGGGUCUAUAGAAGAUUAUGCUGUGCAGAAAAGGCGAAGAGGAUAUAUUUGCAUGCAGAAUUUCAGCUGGCAGCGAGUUGACAGCGUCAGAAAUGGAGAGGAUUUCACCAGUAAUUCUGGGUAUGAGGUUCUCAUCCAACGGAUGUGUGAUGGCAGGAGAAUGUGUAAAGACAUGGAGGAACUUCUGAAGAUGAGGGCGCAGGCAGAGGAGAGAUAUGGAAGGGAGCUGGUGACAAUCUCUCGGAAGGCUGGUGGACAGACUGAAAUAGGGACCUUGAAAUCUUCCUUUGAAAACCUCAAAGCCCAGAUUGAGAAAAUUGGGAAUUUUCACAUCCAGUUAUCGGGAACUCUGAAGGAAGAAGUGAAGAGAAUGGAGCAGUUCCGAGAGCGACAGCGUGAGCAAAGGAAGAAGUUUGAAGGAAUUAUGGAAAAAGUUCAGAAGACAAAGGUGUCAUUAUUCAAGAAAACAAUGGAGUCCAAAAGGUCGUACGAACAGCGGUGUAGGGAAGCAGACGAGGCGGAGCAGGCGUCCGAGAAGGCAGCGAAUGCGCCCAACCUGACGCCCAAGCAGUGCGAGAAGGCCCAGAACAAGGCUAAGCAGUGCAGGGAAUCAGCCAAGGAGGCCGAAAAGCAGUACGUGGCCAGCACUGAGCAGCUGGAUGAAACCCGCUUGGACUGGGAAAAAACGCACCAAAGCACCUGCGAGGUGUUACAGCAGCAGGAGAUGGACCGUAUGAAUGUGCUACGCAAUGCCAUGUGGGUGCACUGCAACCAUUUCUCAGUGCAGUGUGUCAGCGAUGAUGAGUUCUAUGAGGAGGUGAGGAAAAGUCUAGAACAGUGUGACAUCAUUGCAGAUAACAACUCCUUCAUCCAGAGCAAACAGACGGGUUCACAGCCCCCAGGUCCAAUCACGUUUGAGAAUUACUAUGACAGGGACCAAUCUGAAAGCUCUAACGGCAGUGCCCGUUUCAGCGGGCUGGUGAAGAAGAGGUUUUCCAAUCUGUUACAAGGGAAUUGCAGCAGUGGAUCAAGGAUGAACAUUGACAGCUGUGCUGGGGAAACAGCACCCUUUACUGACAAUCCAGAGAAAUCCGACGGGGUCUAUGCAUCCAUACCCGUCCAAACGAGUGGAAACAGUGGAGGGGGAUACAAAGCCUUAUAUGACUACCAGGCCCAGACUUCAGAUGAGCUGUCCAUCUCGAUGGGGGACAUCGUGGCCGUCAUUGAUCAGGCAGCUGACGGAUGGUGGACAGUGGAGAGGAAUGGGCGAUCGGGAUUGGUGCCGGGGACCUACUUGACCAAAGUGUGACACAAGGCGUGUGAUUGCCUAUUCACACCUGCCCACGCAUCCCCAGGGAAUCUACCUGAAUGUAUCCACUGUGUAAAUGUGCCACCCCAAGGAAGGACUUCAUGGUUUUAAGGUGUCAAAGACAUCCGCAGUACAAGUGACGGGGGAACUACUGAGAGCAGAAAUAACGAACAUGGACCAUUAGGGGCUUCGCUAAUGUCACUAUCCGCUUGACAGAAUCGGCUUCAUUUAUUUAUAGAAAACCUCGAUAAAUGAAAUACGACAGCCCCCAUUCAGACGGUUAUUUAUAUUGAACUGAAUGUUAAUUUACUGUAGUGAAUGUUACAUUAAUUUUAUAAUAAUGCACACCACAGGAACGCUACUCACCCAGAUGUUUAGUAUGUGUGAUUUACAUAGAUGUGGUACUCUUUAAAAUAUAUAAUGGCUUUUUAUAUAUAAUAUUUGAAUAAUCCAGCUGCUGAGACUCCAUUUGUAUGUUACAUGUUGCACUAUAAAAAAUGUUCUGGCC